AUGGCGCACCUGUACGUGUGCCACUCUGCUCCUCCAUUGGCACACUCAGCCAUGAAGGAGGGGCCCGCUACGUACCUGGAUCAGGUCGUCGGCGCUGCAACGAAAGACGUCAUUUCCGGCCACAAAUCUGAACGCUCGACGCGGGCUUCUGUCUUCGACUUGUCCAAUACCUCUGCGAGAAGGUGGCAGCCGUUGACGGAGCGGUGCGGCUUCACAGGGACAACUGAAGAGCCAGCGUUCGAGUAUGCCGAGUCGACUGCACUCGACACCGGAUCUCUAAUCAGCGAGCCCGAGCCGGCUCCACAACCAUCACCACAUAUGUCCUCGUUACCCGAAAGCGCAAGUGACAAUCCCAGAAACGCUCCACCGGUGACGGUGCACCGCAAGCGGCCUCGCCACCGUCUUCUUCCCUCAAUGCUGACGCGUAUCCGUCAAGCGUACGGGGCAACAUUCGAAUCGGCAACAGAAACCGCAACAGCGCACCAUCCAUACGAUGACGGGCAGCCUUUUCCAGCCGCCGCGAGUGCAAGGGGCGUUGGUUUGGCUCGUGCUAUGCCGAUGCCGACACUGAUGGAGGCAAUGAAACCACCGCAGCAGCUGCCGCCCAGCCACCCUUCACCUGCCGUAGCACCGGAGCCAUGUGCCACCGCGGUCGCAUCCUUCGCCUCUAUGCAGCAGGUCCUGAUCGACUACGAGGCACUCUCCCGGCGCGAUCUCAUAAUCGAUUUCUACGCUGCCUACCCCAUCCAGCCAGUAGUCGCCUUUGAACUGCCACCGCCAGAGCUUCCCGCCACCGCCUUGAGGGCGGUCACCCGAAAGCCACCACCGCCGUUCAUCUUCUCUCCAUCGACCAGCGAGAAGCGAUCGGUGCCUUCGCCGAAGAAGGCAACGGCCGCUAUGUGCACCAGAAGCGCUUCGGCCGUCCACUUGAACCGCCUUCGGCUAGUGUUUCCUGGCGCUCUCUGGUCCUUUGUCCUCCGCCAUCACCGCCAGCUGCUCACCCGCACGCUUAAGCGGGGUGUCGAGGCCUUUUCGUUUCCCAGUGAGGCGGUCGAGGUCCUUAGCCUGCAUGCUGCAGGGGCGGAGAUGGAAGUCAUCCUGUCUUUAAAAGAGUCUCCUGGCUCGCAGUCGAACAUCUCAGCCACCCUUUUAUCCAGCUCCUUUGCAGAAUCGUGGGAGGUGUACAACCUGGUGGCGUUCUUCCUCUCGCGGGAGGUGUCCCCGACACUACCUCAGUCGGUGGUGUCGCCACCGCGGUGGUAUGAAAGCAGCACUCGCACCAGCGCGGCAACGCCGCAUGCAGCGGCGGACGAGGCUGCGAAUACUCCGCAACCGACGGCAGUACCACCACAACCUUCGCCUUCAGUGCUGCGCAAGCACCAGGUGGCGCCGACCUUGUCCACAAAGGCGCCGCUGUCAAAAAUCAGCGCCACUGCCGCGACGUCGGCGACGUACCAGCCGCUGAAGCUGAGUGUGCCUUUGCUGUUCUUGGAAGAGGCCGCCGAUGCGCUGCAGAAACUCAUUGAUACCGCGCCGUCGCAGCUGCGGCUGGCGCUCCUCAGGGAUACCAUGUACGCUGUGCCGGAUGCGAACGACGUGCAAGUUCACUUGUGGGCGGUUCAGCCAACCGGCCUCUACAUCGAGCUUCUCCUGCGCUGUGCGGAUGGAAACGGCGAUCACGGGGCGUUCGACUGCGAGGCGGCAAUCAACCGCUGCUCGUUCACCGAAACGUGGGGCGUUAUUGGAUCCUUCACCGCGGGCCUCACAUCCUUGGCCGUCGAGGUGCCUAUUGUUGCCAAACGCUGCGCUUCGACGCCGAGGACCGCGCCCGCGUCGCAGCGGGUGGACACGAGUGUGAUGACGACUGCUUGCACCGUGGCGACAACCGUGGCCGCGGCCCUGCCACAGUCGGAGUUGCUUGUGCGCUCAGCCUUGCCGUGCACCGAGGCGGUCCGGCGAUCGUGGCUGCUGUCUGAGGGCUCUGUGCUUAACGCCCCUGAGUACACAAACAGCGAACGGCCCAGUGUCAGCACCACCAGUAGCGUCUACAGCCUCAUUGCUCAAAACGGUCCCAUCCACAGCGCUGAAUCUUCCUCUUCGAGCGCGAACGAAGGCUUCGUCUCUGCAGGCUCUGUUGCGGCGACAUCACACCGAAAACGGGUGGUGGUGUCAUUGAGGAGGCGCCCCACCACAACGGUGGAGAUACAAACAACUCCGCCGGUCGCGCCUGCGCUUGCACCGGGGUGUGUGAAUGAGUCGACAGGCAAGUCGCUCCUCACGCAGACAUAUUCGACGCAGUUGUCGCUUUCCAGAACCCUCUCCGAGUCGAAAGUCGAGAGCAUCGGUGUCCCUUGCGGGAGCUCGGCCUCGGCGCGGACGGCGCUGCUAUCACCUCGGGUGCGCACAACAAAAGAUGGCGCCUCUUCAGUGACGGAAGUGCUCGAACGACGGCCGCAAACCGUUGCUGAGUCGGCCGAACACUCCUCCGAACGACUCACGCCGAGUACAAUCACGGCAGAAAGUACGAUGGGGCACCCCAACGCUUACGUCGCCGACUCGGUGAAGUCAAAGAGUGACGCAAAGAAGGCGAACAAGUCCCUGCUGGCACCCUUUCUAUUUCCAACGCUGCUGCCCAUACCGCGGAACUCGUCGGAAAAGCCGGCAGCCGUCGGGCAAGAGCAGGUCGCCUCGUGCGUGCUUUGUGACGCAGACAAGCAACGCACGAAAUCGCUGCAGGAAGACAAGAGCACGCAGGCGAUGUCCAACAGAGAGGAAGAGGCACCUGCUAGUGAGCUACGUGAUCUCCUUGAGCCACCACUGGAGCAGAAACCGAUGCCCUUGUCACGACACACGGCCACAGAGCGCCAACUGGCCUACCAACAGCAGCGCAUCAGCUUUGAAGAGAAUGAAUAUGCAGGAGUCACGGACGCCGGUGCCACCAACACGGAGUCGAGCACCGCUCCAUCCCCUUCCGAGGACACUGCGGUGGCGGCUGACUUGGCAAUGCAGAAGGUCGACUUGGACAGUACUCAAGGAAUGCAUGUCUCCUCCAUGGCGGGGGACAAAUGGGAGACGCUGCGGGAGCAGUACCCGCUGCAGCUGCAGCGCGCGUUGACGGAAGACGUGCACGCUUUAUUUGGCACACUCACGGGCGCGAUAGAGAAAGUGAUCGUGAGGUGCGCCGGCAAGCUCCACGAGGAGGUGAUGGGUGCCCCAGGUGUGGUGCGGCAGCCGUCCAGCCAGGAGCGGGAUCCGGAGGCGAGCGCCGCCGCCUCCACUACCUCAGACGUCUUUUCUCCAGCAGCCGUUGAAGUCCUCCCAGAGCUGCGGAUGCUUCCCAUGACAGAUUUCUACGCACAGCAUUCUCAGCGCCACCUCCGUCCGCUGCGCUCGUUCGCCGUGUCGUCGGUGUGCAGCGCGGCAGAGGCUACCAUGCAGCGCCGCGCCGUUCCCAUCGAAAGCCUCGUGGACGCCUCCGCGAAGGCUGUCACCAUCAAUCAAGUGGAGGUACUCUCGCCGCUCUCUGCGUCAGUAGUGUCGUCGCCAGCGAAGCACGGAGCAACGUUUCACGGCCAACUGUCUAGCACCCUGCAGGGUCGUCUGCUUGCAGACCGCGGCGAUGGCGUGGCGAAGGCAGCAAUUCAUGAUGUCAACGCUGUGCUGGUGUCCACCAAGAACGAGAUGGCGCUGCAGGCGGUGACCGUCGCUGACGGUAGCUCGUGGCAAGCUGACUUCUCCGUCCCAACAGCUGUGCUUGAGCGGUCGCCGUUGCUUCACCAGGGUGCACUCACCGAAUUCUCCGCAUCCUGCGCACCCGUGCGAAUACUGCUUCGUCGCUUCUUUGACGUCCCUGGACUCAUCGACGAAACGCUGGCAGGGGAAGUGAAGACUGUGCGCACGCUCUUUUCCGCAGAGACGUGCGCCGUCCUUGACACGGCGGAUGAUUUGGUUGAGGACCUGCAACUCUCCGGCCACCUCACGGUGAAUGCGACGUUGCGCUUGCCGACCACUCACUCUGUGGCAGAAUGUUGUUCGUUGCUGUUGGAGCAUGACUACCCGAAGGUGAAUGAGCUGCUGCACCAGUUGGCAGCAGUACGAACACCGCGGGCACCACCACACGUAGAGACAAAGUUACAGCCGGAGGCGAUGCACUGCAGCACUCUCUUAUCCAGCUCCACAUUGAUGCUUUCACCGACGACCAGUGCGGCGCCGGUAUCACCAGAAGGCCGAGACGCCAGCUCACAUGCCCUCUACGUAGAGGGCGACUUGUGGCCAGCGGCAAUAGAGCAGCGCGCGGAUGUGCUGCGCGAGGCGCUCAUCUCAGACGCCAGGUCGCUGCGCGCGGUGGAGAACGCGCUACAGCAAUGCCCUCUCACAGCUGCCCGGGCGGUGUGCCGCCGCUUCAGCGGAACAUCGCGCCACCUCAGCAAUCAUAAAGUAACGGAUACCAUGUACAGAGCACAUCUAGAAGGAAAGGCAUGGUGGCAGACGCUGGUGGAGCACGGUGACCUCCUCACUGAAACCUUUGUGUGGGAGACGCUGCAGUGCCUGCGUGGCAGUGAAGUCGCCGCCGUGCCAGUCACCGUUGCGGUGAUAGGCAUUGCGGCGAAGUCGGACGGGAUCACGAUCGCGUACGAUGUAGCUAGCACGACGGUCUGUACUAACGUUGAUCGAGGGCGAAUGGCGCACGCGAUCAUGGAAUACCCUUUCCCUCAGCUGUGGAAGAUGUAUGACAGCUUCAUGCUGACCCGAAAACCGCUCAAGCACGGCAUGAACGGGCUCCGAAUUGCCCCCCGUCACCUUAGCACAGCGUACGACGUUGCCGAGGUGCCGAGCCAACGCCAGCACUCGCACAUCGAACUUGCGCUAGGUAUGCCGCUCGACCCUCUCCAGACAAACCUGGCGACCGUGGUGCCCGAUGGCAAGGUCGAGAAAGCAGGCCCGCUGACUGUCGUAAGCAAAGCGGAGAUGGCUGGAGGGAAGAAGAUGUACGGGCUCAAUUACUUGCCAGCGCCAGACGCGGUGUCGGCACCUCCAGCCGCGGAGGCGACGGGGAAACCUCCCCCGGCAGCCGUAGUGGCCAAUAUGUGCAUCGUUGGGACAGAGAGGGGCCGCAUGGAGGUGGAUACACGGGCUGCAAACCUGCCGCCUCCACUGCCUCGUCUGCAGACAUCCUUGCCACAGCGGAGCGAGCCGAGGGUGCACCAGCAGCAUCAGCAGCAACGGCGGCACGACGGGCAGAUGCGUGUCGAGGAACAGACAACGAGUACUUGCGAGCACCCAGCGCCGACGUACGCUGCGACGGUGUCAUUCACAGAAACGGGGUAUGAGGAGGACGACGACGCAGAAGACACCACGUUGUCGGAGAGCGACGAAUGUGUUGAGCACAGAGCUGCGCAGCCGCCUGCUCCUCUUCGCCGCAGCACCGCCGCACGGCCGGUGGUCUCUGCCCGCGCCGCACCAGUCUCUACCACGGCGGCUCCCGUUAUUCGGAUACCAGUGACACCGUCACCGCCGUUGAAGGUUCUCAACAAGGUGGAGUCGGUGGAGCGUCGCACGCCGUGUGCUGUCCGGCUGAGCGCUCCCUCUCCCCAAACUCCGCAAAGCGCCGCUGCCCCAGCCGUCCCCUCCCUGUCGCCCAUCUCCAUUCGGAUCGCCGCGGCCCCCUCUCAGGUGCCAGUGAAACAAACACUGCGUGCUGCCUCAGCGCCUGCUAAGAAGAGGCCCCCAUUGGGUUUCGACUCAAGCUUGGCAGGUGAGGAGCCUACGCAUCUGCCAACGCUUUACGCCGAAGGGGAAGGUAAGACGCACGGCAAGCCGCGGGCAUCAGCACCGUCUUCCCUCACGCGAUCGCCAUCUCUCGUGAAGGUUUGCCCGGCGGUGCCGACUACGGUUGUCGACGUGCGCAUGGAUCACCCGCCUAAGGCGGCUGUGCUUGACGCAAACCCGACUGCUACCGCCAUUCCCAUACCGAGCUGUCCUCCGCUCAGCGCACAUCUUUACUCAGCUACCAAGAGCGCGCCUUGCGCGGUUUUACAGACGAGCCAGGCCAAUACGACAGCGGGGCACCUCUACAAUGCACCGAAGCUGCCCUCGUGCGGACCGGCUUCGCUCUGUUACAGCCACUCUCCGCAGAUGAUCACACUUGCGUCCUCUUCUCAGUACAGCAGCGCGGCCAAGAUGCAAUCCGGCGCCCUUAGCUCCUCGCCCGCGUCACCUCUGCCAACGAUUAGGAUGCUUCCGAGUCACUCGCCGUCGUUCGUCUUUGUCUCUACAGAGCCGAGCCGCCGUCUACAGAGGUUGCAGGACGACUUUGACUUGAUCGAGAGGACGAUCCGCGCGCGCUACUCUUGCAUGCAGCGCGAGCUCAUGGCGACUGUCACGACCGCGCUACCCGGCAUGUAG
This is a messenger RNA of Leishmania mexicana MHOM/GT/2001/U1103, 6405 nucleotides long. RefSeq lists its product as hypothetical. The coding region runs from base 1 to 6405 and encodes 2134 amino acids. Lineage: Eukaryota; Euglenozoa; Kinetoplastea; Trypanosomatida; Trypanosomatidae. The transcript has a single exon. The record is from RefSeq and is a predicted model, not a curated record.